GAAAAACACAGACAUAACAGCAGGAGUGAUCUAAACCUUCUACACGCAAACAUUUCGCCGAAAUCACUGCUGAGCAGACACAAAGAUUCGUGUUAGAUUCAUUUUAAAGUGGAUUUCCGUAAUCAGCCAUGGAAGAACUCACGGCGUUCGUGUCGAAAUCCUUCGAUCAGAAAAGCAAGGAGACCAGCAAAGAGAGCAUCACGUACAGGGAAGUUUUGGAGAGUGGUUUAGCCCGAGCUAGAGAGCUGGGAAACUCGGAGACCAACCUUCAGGAGAUUACAGAAACCAACAACAACCAUUGUCCGGUACACCUUUACAAGGAGCACGUAGACCUGGAAAAGGAGAAAUUGAAGGAGUUUAACGUGACACGGGCUGCUGACGGAAUUUACGACUGCAAAGACAAGAAGGAGGAUGUGAAAUCAGAGGACGAGGACGCACAGAGUAAACUGAAGCAGAGACGGAGCAGGACAAAUUUUACCUUAGAGCAGCUGAAUGAACUGGAGCGCUUAUUUGAUGAGACGCAUUACCCGGACGCCUUCAUGCGGGAGGAGUUGAGUCAGAGACUGGGGCUGUCUGAGGCCCGCGUGCAGGUAUGGUUUCAGAACAGAAGAGCGAAAUGCCGAAAACAGGAAAAUCAAAUGCACAAAGGUGUUAUUUUGGGCACCGCGAGUCACCUGGACGCGUGCAGGGUAGCUCCUUACGUCAAUAUGGGCGCACUCCGAAUGCCAUUUCAACAGGUCCAAGCUCAGUUACAGUUGGAGGGGGUCGGAACACACUCCCAUCCUCAUCUGCACCCACACCUCGCGGCCCACGCUCCCUAUCUGAUGUUCCCGCCCCCGCCCUUUGGAUUACCGAUCGCGUCGCUGGCAGACUCGGCCUCUGCAGCGGCCGCCGUGGUAGCGGCUGCCAAGAGCAAUAGCAAGAACUCCAGCAUCGCCGACCUGCGACUCAAGGCAGGACUUCUUGGAGGCCACUGGCUCAGCCCUUUCCAGGCACAGAUCACAGCCCCAGGACCAUACAAAAAUGUCUGGAUGUCUGUCUGAAAACCAGCGUUUAGGAGAGAAGACUUUUAAAAAAAAAGCAAAGGCAGACACAGAGUGAGGCUAGAGGUUGUGUUUUUACGGACAGACACUGAAACUUUGGAAUCUCAACCUCAAAGUGAAAAGAAAGAGACGGCCAUAUUUGCCUCCUACCACUGUGCCGCUGCCUAGUGCACGUGCUCAAUUGAAGGAUAGACCUAUUGGGGCUGGCCUCCAUUGUAACUGACAUACAUCUAUGUUGAUCACUGCCAUGAUAACCCUCCACUACAAUUCAUAUCUAAAGCCGUUAUUUGCAUUUUUGAUUUUUUUUUUCUUCUCUUUUUUUUGGUCAUUCUGCUGUGGACAAAGACUGGAAACAGCAAUAACAUCAAUGGCACAAUCGCCUGGUUUUUAGUGGAAUUCUUAUGAUUCUUUCUGUUUUAGGAGGAAAUGUUGCAUUGCUGUUAUUUCCUUCUGGGCAUGUGUAUGGACUUUUAGCUUUCAUUCUCAUAUUUUGUGCUCUCUUUUUUAUGUGAUGUGUCCUGGAAUAGAAGUGAACCUAGCUUUUGCACUUCAGGUCUUGUAUUAAGGUGUUUACAAUCCUUAACGCAAGAUAUACUACUUUUAUGUAAGGGGGAAACAAAUUUGGCUUUCGUUUCGCUGAAAUACAUUUAAAAUCCCCUUUUCUGUUUGUUUCAAAAAGGAUAAACAGUAACUGCAACUUUGUAAUUUAACAUUUUAAGAAACAUCAGUUUAACUGAAAUGCAAUUAUGUGCAGUUAAGUGCAAUACUGUAAAUAUGGAAAACGUAAUAUAGCGGUUGAUGUUUGCUAAUUAAACAAUGAUUUUUAAGUUGUUGGGUUUUCGGCACUGA
Rhinichthys klamathensis goyatoka is the source of this 1892-nucleotide messenger RNA. RefSeq names its product short stature homeobox (gene shox). The coding region runs from base 129 to 1043 and encodes 304 amino acids. The record is from RefSeq and is a predicted model, not a curated record. Gene Ontology annotation, biological process: regulation of transcription by RNA polymerase II. NCBI's taxonomy places the organism in Eukaryota, Metazoa, Chordata, Actinopteri, Cypriniformes, Leuciscidae. Gene Ontology annotation, cellular component: nucleus. The transcript has 6 exons. Gene Ontology annotation, molecular function: DNA-binding transcription factor activity, RNA polymerase II-specific; sequence-specific double-stranded DNA binding.